Messenger RNA from Chiroxiphia lanceolata (lance-tailed manakin), 832 nucleotides. It is a transcript of the gene ATG12, whose product is annotated as autophagy related 12. Gene Ontology annotation, cellular component: Atg12-Atg5-Atg16 complex; phagophore assembly site membrane; cytoplasm. Gene Ontology annotation, biological process: C-terminal protein lipidation; nucleophagy; autophagosome assembly. Lineage: Eukaryota; Metazoa; Chordata; Aves; Passeriformes; Pipridae. Bases 24 to 458 code for a protein of 144 amino acids. The record is from RefSeq and is a predicted model, not a curated record. The transcript is spliced from 4 exons.
GGAGGCGGAGCUGCGGCCCCAUCAUGGCGGAAGCGGAGGAGCAGCAGCCGCAGCCCGCCGCGCCGCAGAGCGGCGGCCGCAGCGACGGCGGGGAGGAGGCCGCGGAGGCCGGAGCGGCGGCGGGGGCCGCCGAGCCGGGGCCGCCCGCGGCCGGGUCGCCGGGCACCGAGGAGCCCGCGGGCGACGCGAAGAAGAAAAUUGACGUGCUGCUGAAGGCCGUGGGCGACACCCCCAUCAUGAAGACCAAGAAGUGGGCGGUGGAGCGGACCCGCACCAUCCAGGGCCUCGUGGACUUCAUCAAGAAGUUCCUCAAGCUGAUGGCCUCCGAGCAACUGUUCAUAUAUGUAAACCAGUCUUUUGCUCCAUCUCCAGACCAAGAAGUUGGGACCCUCUAUGAGUGUUUUGGAAGUGAUGGCAAGCUAGUACUGCAUUAUUGCAAAACUCAGGCAUGGGGAUGAACAACAGGCAAUAGAGUUGUUCAGGUGUUCUCUUCAAAAAUGGAAAAAGGACUGUCUUAAACUCAAUCUGUAAACACAUGGCGAGAAGGAUUUUUGUGUUUCUGCCUAUGCCUGUAUGAUGCAGGUGAAUAAGCAAAGAGCUGCCUAGGCUGUCUGAUCAUGUGGCUUCUUUCUGAUGUGCAUCUGAGGUGCAGAAAAAACACCUGCAGUCUGUAGAGUAGAGCCAGCUCUCUUGCUGCUGACUUCUUAAUUGCUGAAGGGAAGCUAUUUCAGUUGCCUGGAGGACUGGCUGGAUGCCUCUGUCUGUAUACUGUACUGAAGAUGAAAGUACCUUUUUUAUUAAAAGUGAUGUCUGUUGUACAUAUGGCCUGGGA